GCGCCGGGCGCUGCUCGGAGGCCGCCGGCACAAAGGCCGCCAUGGCCGGGUACGUGCCGGGGUUGCUCCCGGCCGACCGCAGUCAGGAGAAGGAGUUCGUGCAGGCCUACGAAGAUGUGCUGGAGCGCUACAAAGAUGAACGGGACAGAGUCCAAAAGAAAACCUUCACUAAAUGGGUCAAUAAACACUUGAUGAAGGUGCGCAAGCACAUCAAUGACCUCUAUGAGGACCUGAGGGACGGCCACAACCUCGUCUCGCUGCUGGAGGUGCUGUCGGGCGUGAAGCUGCCCCGCGAGAAGGGCCGGAUGCGAUUCCACAGACUGCAGAACGUGCAGAUAGCGCUGGAUUUCCUGAAGCAGCGGCAGGUGAAACUGGUGAACAUUCGCAACGAUGACAUUACAGAUGGAAAUCCCAAGCUCACCCUGGGGCUCAUAUGGACCAUCAUCCUCCACUUCCAGAUCUCUGACAUCUACAUCAGUGGGGAGUCAGGGGACAUGUCAGCCAAGGAGAAACUGCUGCUAUGGACACAGAAAGUGACAGCGGGUUACAUCGGGGUGAAGUGCACCAACUUCUCUUCGUGUUGGAGCGAUGGGAAGAUGUUCAAUGCGCUCAUCCACAGAUACAGGCCGGAUCUGGUGGACAUGGAGCGGGUGCAGAUCCAGAGUAACCGGGAGAACUUGGAGCAGGCCUUCGAGAUCGCGGAGCGGCUGGGGGUGACGCGGCUGCUGGAUGCUGAAGACGUGGACGUUCCAUCUCCGGACGAGAAGUCGGUGAUAACUUACGUGUCUUCAAUCUACGAUGCCUUUCCCAAAGUCCCUGAGGGAGGAGAAGGGAUCAGUGCCAUCGAGGUGGACUCGAGGUGGCUGGAGUACCAGACCCGCUUGGAGUCCCUCAUCUCCUGGAUCAAGCAGCACACGAUACUCAUGUCAGAUAAAUCCUUCCCCCAGAACCCCGUAGAGCUGAAGGCACUUUAUAACCAAUACAUACACUUCAAAGAAACUGAAAUCCCAGCAAGAGAGCAGGAGAAGGGAAGGAUAGAGGAGCUCUACAAGCUGUUAGAGGUGUGGAUUGAGUUUGGACGCAUCAAAUUGCCGCAGGGGUACCACCCCAACGACGUGGAGGAGGAGUGGGGCAAGCUGAUCAUCGAGAUGCUGGAGCGUGAGAAGCUCCUGCGGCCGGCGGUGGAAAGGCUGGAACUGCUGCUACAAAUCGCCAACAAAAUCCAGAACGGCGCUCUGAGCUGUGAAGAAAAACUCACACUUGCAAAGAACACACUGCAAGCUGAUGCUGCCCACCUGGAGGCCGGCCAGCCGGUGCAGUACGAGGCCGACGUCGUGGUGUACCUGCAGGAGUGCGAGGGGCUGCUCCGCCAGCUGCAGGUGGACGUGCAGAUCCUGCGGGACGAGAAUUACUACCAGCUGGAGGAGCUGGCGUUCAGGAUCAUGCGGCUGCAGGACGAGCUGGUGACGCUGAGGCUCGAGUGCACCAACCUGUACAGAAAGGGCCACUUCUCCACGCUGGAGCUGGCGCCCGCACCCACCCUGAGCACCACGCAGCUGAAGGGCGAAUCCCUGACCAAAGGGCUGCACACCUCAUCUGCCUCCUGGUUCAGGAAGCCCAUGACCAGGACGGAGCUGGUGGCCAUCUCCUCCUCUGAGGACGAAGGCAGCCUGCGCUUCGUGUAUGAGCUGCUGGCCUGGGUGGAGGAGAUGCAGAUGAGGUUGGAGCGGGCAGAGUGGGGCAGCGACCUGCCCAGCGUGGAAACCCAGCUGGAGACACAGCGGCACAUCCACAGCAGCGUGGAGGAGCUGGGCUCCAACGUCAAGGAGGCACGGCUGUAUGAGGGUAAGAUGUCUCAGAAUUUCCGCGCUAGUUACACAGAGACGCUCAGCAAGCUGGAGACACAGUACUGCAAGCUGAUGGAAACCUCGAGCUUCCGACUGAGGCACCUGCAGAGCUUGCACGGCUUUGUGUCUCGGGCCACCGCCGAGCUGAUAUGGCUGAAUGAGAAGGAGGAGGAGGAACUGGCCUAUGACUGGAGUGACAACAACCCGAACAUCGCAGCUAAGAGAAACUACUUCUCGGAGCUGACGAUGGAGCUGGAGGAGAAGCAGGACAUCUUCCGCUCCCUCCAAGACACCGCUGAGCUGCUGGCCCUGGAGAACCACCCCGCCAAGCAAACCGUGGAGGCCUACAGCGCUGCUGUGCAGAGCCAGUGGCAGUGGAUCAAGCAGCUCUGCCUGUGCGUGGAGCAGCACGUGAAGGAGAACGCUGCCUAUUUCCAGUUCUUCAGCGAUGCCCGUGAGUCGGAGACGUACCUGCGCAACCUGCAGGACUCCAUCAGAAGGAAGUAUUCCUGUGACCACAGCACGAGCCUGACGCGGCUGGAGGACCUGCUGCAGGACUCCAUGGAUGAGAAGGAGCAGCUCAUCCAGUCGAAGAGCUCCGUCGCCAGCCUGGUGGGACGGUCCAAGAGCAUCGUUCAGCUGCGGCCCAGGAACCCGGAGCACCUGGUGAAGAGCACCAUCCCCAUCAAGGCUGUGUGUGACUAUCGGCAGAUCGAGAUCACCAUCUGCCGGAACGACGAGUGCGUGCUGGAGGACAACUCGCAGAGAACGAAGUGGAAGGUGAUCAGCCCCACAGGAAACGAGGCCAUGGUGCCCUCCGUGUGCUUCCUGAUCCCCCCUCCCAACAAAGAGGCCAUCGAGAUGGCCAACAGGGUGGAACAGCUGUACCAGAAAGUGAUGGCUCUCUGGCACCAGCUCCACAUGAACACAAAGAGCCUCAUCUCCUGGAACUACCUUCGGAAGGACAUUGCCUUGGUGCAGAGCUUCAGCAUGGAAAAGCUCCGCUCCCUGGCGCAGGGGGAGUGCCAGCAGGCGCUGAGGAGCCUCCAGGCGCACUAUGAGGACUUCCUGCAGGACAGCCGCGACUCCGAGCUCUUCUCAGUGUCAGACCGUCUGCGCCUGGAGGAGGAGGUGGAGUCUUCCAAGGAGCACAUCCAGCAGCUGCUGGAGUCCAUGGAGAACGAAGACAAGGAUGAGACAGUUGCCAGGACGUAUCUCUCUGAGCUCCAGAACGUCCGCCUGCGCCUGGAGGAGUGUGAGCAGAGACUCGUGAGCCGCAUCCAGUCCCCCAGCAGCACCCGAGCGGAUGGUGACAGCAUCCAGGAGAACACCGUCCGCAUCGCCGAGCAGGAGCGCACACAGGACGAUCUGCAGCGGCUGAAGUCUGACCUGCGCUGCGUUUCGGAGCGCUGCUGCAGCUUCCUCAGCAGAGCACCCAGCGGCCCCAGCACACCGCGCCUGCGAGCUGAGCUCGACUUGGUGGUGAACAAGAUGGACCAGACGUAUGGGCUGUCCUCUGUCUACCUGGACAAGCUGAAGACGGUUGAUGUUAUCAUUCGUAACACCCAAGGAGCAGAGUCUCUGGUGAAGGGAUAUGAGGUGAAGCUGAGCCAGGAGGAGGCUGUCCCGGCUGACCUGACAGCAAUUCAGGCGCACAGAAGUGCCCUGCAGCAAUGGCUCGGGGAAGUGAAGGGCAAGAACUCAGUGUUCUCCGUGUUAGAGGAGGAGAUGGCGAAGGCAAAGGCAGUGGGGGAGCAGCUGUACCAGCUGAGACAGGAGCGCAGCAUCGACCUCGAGCGCUACCAGGAGAAGGGCAGCCAGCUGUGGGACCGCUGGCAGAGAGCCUGCGCCCAGAUCGAGACCCGCCACACAGAGCUGGAGAGCAUCCAGGAGGUGCUGAGCGAUUACCGCCAGUGCCACAGGGCCCUCAUCCAGUGGAUCGAGGAGAUCACCGCCCAGCAGGAGCUGAUGAAACCCGGGCAGGCGGAGGACAGCCGGGUGCUGUCAGAGCAGCUGAGCCAGCAAACGGCUUUGGCUGCAGAAAUUGAGAAAAAUCAAGCCAAGCUGGACCAGUGUCAGAAGUUCUCCCAGCAGUACUCAGCUGCUGUCAAGGACUAUGAGCUGCAGCUCAUGACGUACCGGGCGUUUGUGGAGUCGCAGCAGAAAUCCCCCAUGAAGCGCCGGCGCAUGCUGUCCUCCUCGGAUGCCAUCACUCAGGAGUUCAUGGAUUUGCGCACUCGGUACACAGCUCUGGUAACGCUGACCACGCAGCACGUCAAGUACAUCAGCGAUGCUCUGCGGCGGCUGGAGGAGGAGGAGAAAGUGGUGGAGGAGGAGAAGCAAGAGCAUGUGGACAAGGUGAAGGAGCUCCUGGGCUGGGCUGUGGGCCUGAAGCAGAGCGUGCAAGGCAGAACAGCUGCUGCCCAGAGCAGGGAGCUGGGAGACAUCGAGAAGUCCAUCUCAGAGCAGCAGGCCCUCAGUGAGGAGCUGGCUGCAAAGAAGGAGCAGGUCUCUGAAGCCAUCAAAACAUCACAAAUCUUCCUGGCAAAGCACAACCACAAGCUUUCCCAUCAGGAGAAGGACCAGAUUUCAGCUCAGGUCGCUGCACUGAAGGACACGUACCAGGCACUCUGCACUGACACCACAGAGCAGCUCCAGCAGCUGCAGAGCCAGCUGGCUCAGGAGACAGAGCACAAGGUCAACGAAGCAGUGGCAGGAGUGAUCGAUCUUGGGACAGUAGAGAUAUUCCCUGUCUUUGGUGCAAUGCAGAGAGGUCUUAUAGAUCAGGAGACCGGCCUCGUCCUCUUAGAGGCUCAGGUGAUCACAUCCGACUUGGUUCUUCCAGAGACCGGUGAAAAACUCUCCUUGGAGGAAGGUCUGGCAAGAGACAUCAUCAACCUCAGGACUUUCCACGUGCUGCGAGAGCUGAAGGAUGCUCUGCAGCAGGUGCAUGAGGUCAGACGUGAAGGGAGGCAGCUCCUGCCUGCUGCUGCUGCGAUAGAAGAGGGGAGGAUUAGUGAGAGCACUGGGCUAAAGAUUCUCGAGGUUGAACUUGUCACCGGCGGCUUUAAAACCCAUCAGGGCAGAAUCAGCAUGCAGAAGGCUGUGCAAGAGAGGCUCCUUCCUCCCCAGCUUUACUCCAGGCUGCUGUCCCACCUGGAGAGCAGUAAGGAUUUGAUUGACCCCAACACUGCUGAGAAAAUCAACCUAUCUGAGCUCAUGCAGCGAUGCAUCCUCCACCAAGACACCGGACUCAGGUUUCUCCCGGUCAAGCAGCUGGCAGGUGGGAUGGUGAGCCUGAAAUCAGGCAGAAAAGUCAGCAUCUUCCGUGCUGUCCAGGAAGGGCUGAUAGACAGACAGGUGACGGUGAGGCUGCUGGAAGCCCAGCUCUUUGCUGGUGGCAUUGUUGACCCCAGGACAGGGCACAGGCUGGCUGUGGACGAGGCUGUGAGACAUAAUUUAAUUGACCAGGAUUUGGCCUGCACGCUUCUGAUCCGGCAGCUUCAGACAGGUGGCAUCAUUGAUACGGUCACAGGAGAGAGACUGACAGUUGAUGAAGCUGUAAGGAAAGAGUUGGUAGCACCACGGGUUGCUUUAGUGAUCCUGGAAUCCCUCCGGUCCUUCAUGGGGCUCCUGUGGCCAGAGACAGGGGAGGUUGUCCCAGCUGCAGAUGCUUCAGAGCAAGGGGUCCUGUCUACAGAGCUGGCUUACAAGAUUCUCAGGAAGAGGCAGCUCAUUAAGGCUGUCUUUAUCCCAGAAACCACUGAGGUGUUGUCCUGGAAGAAAGCAGUGGAACAUGGCAUCUUAGAAAGAGAUGUGGCAAAGAAGCUGAAAUCCAUGGUGAUACCUGAUGUGAUGGGCAGCGUGCAGCUGGCAAGCAGGAGCUCCUCUGGAGGGAGCCCUGCAGGGCACCAGGGACAGAGGGACCCUGAGCUGAGGAGUGGUGAUGAAAAGCUGAUGUUCCACUUGAUGACCCACAGCUACAUCAACAUCCAUGACGGGCAGAAGCUGCUCUUAGUAGAUGGAGAGUUGAGCAACCUCACCAAAGACCUCAUCCAGACCCAAGAAAAUGGAUCCUGUGCACAGCCACUGGAAGAGAAUGAGAGCUUUGAAGAGACAAAGCAAACUGCAGUUCUUGAAAGAGAGCCUUGCAACGGUGUGGCUGUGCAGCAGCUUGAGCUGCAGCUUGCUCCUCCGCAGGAAGGAAGCAAGAAGAUCCUGCCACCCAGAUCCACUUUGGAGAACGGGGAGGUGGUGAUGGGGCCUGGAAGGCUCCUGUUGGACCAUGCAGGGCAUGUCCUGCAUGUGGAGGAGCAAGGGCAGGUUUGUACUGAACGGGCUGCCAGCCAAAGUGAAACUGAUGCCGAAUCUGGGAGAGAGCAAAUAGCUUCUACAAGCAAGGAGAAGCCAGGACAGCCCUGCAAAUCUGGCUCAGAGAAACUCAGAGAAACAGAGAAAAUGUUCAUUAAAGCAGAAGAGUCCAAACCCAUUGCAUCAGAUGGAGUGGAAAACAUCAAAGAUCAGAAGAGGGCAUUGGAAACGGGGGUAGGUGUUGUGAAAAGCGAGAGCCAUUUGGUGGUGCCUGUUGGCGCAAGCAGAGAGAGACUGGAAGUCGUGGCAGGGAGAUCUCAGGGUGCGAAGGAGCCUGCAUUAGAGGGAGAAGGCGCUGGGGAGAGUUAUUUACUGAAUGAGGAGACAGCUCAGAAUGGCACUCUGGGAGGAGCGGAGGCUGUGCUCACCAAAACUGCAGAGGCUGAGCAAAUGGAGCGCACUGAAAAUACUGUGAGCGUAUUGCACGUGGAAGAGGGACCGAGGGAAAAGGUGCUGGGUGGUGAGAGCGUUGGUGAUGCAGCCCUGCCGCAGCCCUCGGAGCGGGACGAGGACGUUCUGGAAAUGCUGCAGAUGCAGCUCCAGAGCGGCGGCGUUUUGUGUGAGCAGAUGGGCAGAACGCUGCUUCUGAACGAAGCUGUGGCCUGCGGUGCGGUGCCCGGCCACACGGCUGUGAAACUGAUGGAGAAAAUGAAGAUGUUCAGUGGCUUCUUUGACUCGCACACACGUGAAUCUUUAACCACUGAGGAUGUCAUUGAAGAAGGUCUGAUGGAUGAGCAGCUUCUGCAGAAGGUACUCGCGUCUGACAAAGCCGUCAGCGGUGUUCUGGACCCGGGCAACAACUUUGUCUACUCCGUCAAGGACGCUGCUGCCAUCGGCCUUCUGGACAAGGAGACGGCGAUGAGGCUCUUGGAGGGGCAGGUGGUUACCGGGGGCAUCGUCGACCUGAAACGUGGCAAAAAAGUGUCGGUCACUUUGGCUUCAAACCUCGGCCUCAUCGAGCCAGCGAGUCAGAAGGAGCUGGUCAAACUGGAGAAGGCUUCCAGAGGGAAGAGCACCGAUGAGGCCACCAGGCAGAAGCUCCUCAGCUUACAGGCUGAAACCAGCGGGAUUGUGGAUCCCCAAACCAAGCAGCCUUUGACUGUUGCGCAGUCUGUUGAAAGAGGGCUCCUUGAGAGAGAAAAAGCAUUUCAGCUGCUGACCAGGCAGAUCGCAGGCGGGGGGAUCCUUCACCAUGCGUCCGGGAUGAGGCUCUCGGUCGGCGACGCAAUGAAACAUGGUUUGAUCGAUGGAGAUCUAUGUGAUGAACUCACGAAGGCUGAAGGCGUUUGCCUGCAGGAAUGCAUCCACCCAGCGACAAAGGAAAAGCUGCCCUUGCCCCAGGCGGUGGCAGCAGGGAUUGUAAGCUCGGAAUUCCAGAGGAAAGUGCAAGAAAUCCAGGCUGGGACUGGAAGCGUUAUCGAUCCCAGUUCUGGGCAGAGAAUGGCACUCAGCCGGGCAGGGCGGGAGGGGCUGCUGCCCCAGGAGGUGGUGGAGAAAGCCCUGUCCUCCCCGGAGCUGAAGCACGGCAUCGUCGACCCCGAGAGCUGCAUGGUUGUGCCCUACGCCGAGAUGGUAAAGAAGUGCAAGAUUGACGUUGAGUCCGGGCAGAGGUACCUGGAGGUGCAUCCCUUCAGAGCCAUGCGGGACGAGGCGUCGGGCCGGGCGCUGACGUGCGCCGAGGCGCUGCGGCUGGGGAGGGCCGACCCCCUGCCCACACUGCGGCUGCUGCAGGGCCAGGCUGACAGCGGGGGCUUCGUGGAGGGGGCUGUCAGCAGCAGGCUGUCCCUGCAGGCUGCUCUGCAGCGGGGGCUGCUGGACGAGAGGAUGGCCGCGGUCAUUGGCAGCAGGCAGCUGAGGGCCGGGGGAAUUGUGGACGCCGGCAGCGGGAGAAGACUGGCGUUAGAGGAGGCUGUUGAAAAGGGGCUGAUUGGCCAAAGGUUAGCUGCUGCUAUUGAAGAGGCACAAAUGUCGAUGGAGAACGAUGGCUCUGAGGCCCUCAUGGUAGAUAAAACCCACCUUUCCCAGGCAAAGAUGGAGACGAUGUCUCCAAAGGAGGAAGGUGAGGUCCUGCGUGGCGGUGCUGCCAUGUCCGCCGGCACAGAGCACAAAGCCAGGCCCAAAGCUGCGAGUUCCCCAGCAAAAGGAGGGAAACCAAAGCUGAUCCCUCUGGAGGCUUCAGAGGAGAGCGUGAGAGAGCAGCGAGAAAUGGGCGAAAUGAUUCCAGGAUCCUCAGCACUGAGUGCAGCAUCUCUCUCUGUUGAGGUGGUGAAGGAGGCAGCAGAGACGGGGACUGCAGAAAGCAGCUCCCAUGUGUGGAAGGGAGCGGGAGGGGAAGCAGCAGAGCUGGGGACAAGGAAAGUAUUGGGAUUGCAGGAAGAGCUUCGCUGCACAGAGGAUGGCAAGGAGAGGAGGAAGGGGUUUGUAAGCACGGACGGAGCUCUGGCAGGAGGUGCAGCGGCAGCUUCUGAGCAAAGGGAGAGGAUGGGCAGCUGGGAGCAGGGAGCACAGGUGACUCCCAGGGAGUCUGUGGGUCUGGGAAAGGAGUUGGGUUCUGCAGCGCCCAGAGGAUCCCGCAAGGCCGAUGUCCCUGUGAAGCCUGCAAGAGACAAACCGGCAGAUGGAAGAGCUGUGGGAGAAACCCCCACACUGGAGACAGAAGGUCCGGGUGGUCAGGAAGGAACAGGGGAAAUUGAGCUAAAACCUGCCCAGAAACAAAAAAGCAGGAAAAGGAGAACAAAGCAGAUUGCUGUCUCAGGAGACAGCGCUCAGCUGGAGAAACCUGUAGAAAAGCAGUCCCUUCCCAUUCCAGUAUCCAAAGAAAUUCCAGGGAAGGAGGAAGAGGAGGAAUUUGUCUCAAGAGCUCCAGAGCCAAAGCCUGAGGCUGCCAGCAAGGAGCUUCCUGCUGGGUGGGCAGAAGAUGCAGCCGAGCAAAAGCAGAUGGAGAGCAGCAGGGAUGGGAAAGCAAAGCCAACCCUUGGGAAAGAUGCAGCAAAGCUGACGGGGGUCCAGGUGCUCCCCACCCCCCCAGAAGCAGGGGAAGCAGCAGCGGUGCUGAGAGCUGCAGUCAGAGUGGGGCCCCAUUCCUCUGCGGCGUUGAAGAUGGAGGGGAUGCUGAGCCAGGAGGAGGCUGAAGUGAAAAUCACCAGUGAUGCAUUUGUUGAAGUCAGUGAAAAACCAGAUGAGCUGAUCAUCAGAGAGGAACCCUCAGAAGUUCGGGACACCUGCACCCCCCCCCCGGAGCAGCAAGCAGCAGCCAUCAGCACAGACCGAGCUGCUGUGCCCACAGCCCCUGUGUCCCAGGGGGAUGAGCCCCAGGGAGAAGCAGCCCAGGAGAAGCCCCGGCAGGCGGGUCCUGGUGAUCGGGGGCUGCUCCUGCCAGUCAUCGUGGAGGGAGAGCUGCUGGAGACCUCGAGCGACUCUGCCAGACCUGCCCAGAUCAAGUUCAGCAAGAAGAUGUGCCUGGAGCACGACGAGAAGCUCAUCUCCUAUCUCUCCAUGCUGCGAGACAUUGAGAUGAGAAUUAAACGGGUGCAGCCGGCGGGGCAGAACGUGGAUGUGCUGCAGACACUGCUGCAGCAGGCAGAGGCCCUGGAUGCUGAGCUGCGGGAGCUCAGCUUUCCAGUGAAUCAGGAGUUGGACGCCGUGAAGCGGAUCGUGGCCAACCCGCCUGAAGAAGUCCCCGAGCAACUACUGAGAGCUUUGGAGAAGGAUGCCAAGAACCUCCAGAAGUCUCUGAGCUCCGCAAGUGAUAUCCUGGAGUCCCGGCUGCAAAACCUUCGUGGUGCAGCAGAAACCCAAAAGGCUGAAAUCACAGCACACCAUGAGACCCUCCAGGGGAAGCUGCAGGAGCUGCUGUGCUGGGUGUCCGGCACGGCGCAGGCGCUGGACGGCAGCGAUUACCAGCACACAUUGGAUGUGAGCAGUCUGAGUCGCUGCCUCCAACGCUAUCAGGAGCUGAGUGAGCCCCUUGCUGACACCAAGUCCCAGCUCGACGCCACCGCCUUCGACAUUCAGUUCCUUAUCUCGGAGCACGCCCAGGACCUGCGCCCCCAGCAGAGCAGGGAGCUGCUGCGGCUGCUCAAUGAGCUGCAGAAGGCUUUCCGGGAGCUGGCGGGGCGCGUGGCGGCGCAGGUGGAGGUGCUGCAGGUCUGCCUGCAGCAGGCGGAGCGGACGGAUCAGACACUGCAGGAGCAGCAGGCAGCCCGUGCACAGAACCUGGCCGAGCUCAGCUCCUGGCUGGCAGCGGCCGAGGACACGCUGGUGGAGCAGCAGCAAGCAGCCAGGCAAGGAGAUCUGCCUGCCUUGCAGCAGAGGCAAAGCGACGUGAAGGAGCUGCAGAGGAGCAUGCACAGCCGAGCCGCUUCCUUUGCCAGCAUCAUAAAAAGCACAGAGGAGUUCCUGGAGGAGAACAAGGCAAAGAUGGAGCCCGGAGAGCUGGCAGUACUGCAGGAAAAGCUUCAACGUGCCAAGGAGCAGUACCAGUCCCUGCAGGAGAGGACAGAGAUGGCUCAGAAGGAGCUGGAAAGUGCUGUGACUGCUGCAGUGCAGCAGGAGACAGAAAAGGUGAAAGCUGCCAAAGAGCUGCAGGAGAACAGCAAUAAGAUUGAUGCGCUCCUGAGCUGGGUGGCAUCGCUGGAGCAGAAGGGAGAGCUCCCACAGUACAGACCACAUCCUGCUGAGCGAGCUGGGAAGGGCGCAGACGACAUCCCUGAUGGGCACGUGGUGGGAGCAGCCAGCACUGCUGAGAGCCUGGAUGAGCAGUACGAGGGGCUGAAGGCCCAGCACCAGGAGCUGCUGUCCCAGCAGCAGGACGUCAUCCUGGCGACGCAGGCAGCGCAGGCGUUCCUGGACAAGCACGGCCACAGCCUGCCUGGGGAGGAGAGGGCCCGGCUGCAGGGCGGGCUGGCGGAGCUGAAGGAGCGCUAUGCGGCGUCCCUGGCGCGUUCCGAGGCGCAGCUGAAACAAGUGCAGGUGCUGCGGGACGAGCUGCAGAAGUUCUUGCGGGACCACGGGGAGUUCGAGGCGUGGCUGAAGCAAGCAGAGCAGGACCUGGAGGGGAUGUGCAAAGGGGACGGCGACCCCGCGUCCCUCCGGCAGCUGCUGCUCCGGCAGGGCAGCUUCUCUGAAGACGUCAUCUCCCACAAAGGCGACCUGCGCUUCGUCACCAUGUCGGGUCAGAAGGUGCUGGAUGCCGAGGGAGCUGCUGGGGAUGCGGGGUCAUCUGGGAGCGUGGUGAAGAGCAAGCUGGAGGAUGCCAGCCAGCGGUACGCCACGCUGCACUCCAAGUGCACCAAGCUCGGCUCCCACCUGAGCACCCUGCUGGACCACUACCAGCAGUUCCAGGAGGUGGCAGAGUCUCUCCAGAUGUGGCUGGAGGACAGCGAAGCUGCGGUUGGGAAGCUGCUAUCAGAGAGCAUUUCUUCAGAUCCCACAGCUCUCCAGGAGCAGCUGGCCAGCACUGGGCAGCUGCAGGGAAACCUUGCUGAGCAUCAGGUGCCAGUGGAGAAGCUCCAGAAAGCAGCUCGGUCUCUGCUGGAGGUGCAAGGAGAGCCGGCCCCUGACCAUGGGCACAUUCAGGAAACAACAGAUGCCAUCGUGAGCCGCUUCCAGAUCCUCUCCCAGCAAAUGGCCGAGCGCUCAGACCUGCUGCAGAAAUCCAUCGCGCAGUCCCAGAGCGUCCAGGAGAGCCUGGAGAGCCUCCUGCACUCAGUAGCUGAUAUUGAGAGGAGUCUGAGCACAGAGCAGCCGGGCGCGCUCUCCUCCGCCUCCAUCCAGGACUCCUUGGCCACCAGUGCGAAGCUGAAGCAGGACAUCGCCCGGCAGAGGAGCUGCCUGGAAGCCACCCGUGAGAUGGUGACGCGCUUUGCAGAGACAGCGGAUGGAAGCACGGCUGCUGCCCUGCAGGGCAAACUGGCAGAGGUGGCAGAGCGCUUUGGAAGGCUGUGCCAGCAGCAGCAGGAGAAAGAGGAGGUGCUGAAGGCUCUCCUGCCCAAGGUGGAGCAGUACGAGCAGCUCUCAGAGAAGCUGCAGCAGUUCGUGGAGAGCAGAGCGCGAAUGCUGGCAUCCGGGAACCAGCCAGAGCAAGACAUCGCUCACUUCUCCCAGCACCUCCAGGAGCUGAAUAUGGAGAUGGGGCAGCACCAGGAGGACCUGGCUGCCCUGGAGCAGCUGGCUGUGGAGCUGGGUGCCAGCAGCUUUGUGCCCGGCGCUGCUGCACAACAGGAAAAGCUGCAGAAUCUGAAGGAAGAGUUCCUGCAGCUGCAGAAGGCGGCAAAGGAGAGAGAAAGGGACGCCUCAUCCUGCCAGGAGCAGCUGGACGAGUUCCGAAGGUUGGUGGCAGCCCUGCGGAAGUGGCUGAAGGACAGCGAGGGCAAAGUGCCACCUGUGGACACCUCGCUGGGCACCCAGGAGCUACAGCGACGCAGGCAGCGGGUCCAGGAGCUGCUGGAGGAGUGGUCAGGGAAGGGCCCGCAGGUGGAGGAACUCAGCCACAGGGGGACCCUCCUGGAGAACCUGAUUGUGGAGAUCACGGCCCCGGACAGUCAGACCAAGGCGGGUUCUGUGCUGCCCGCAGUGGGAGGGCCUCUGGGCAGCGUGAAUGGAUUCCACACUUGCAAAGAUCUGACCGAGAUCCAAUGCGACGUGUCGGACGUCAGCCGGCAGUACGAGGGUCUCGGCACGGCGCUGCGGGAGCGCCUGCAGCAGCUCUCGGCCAUGCUGGAGAGGAUGCAGGCAGUGCAGGAGGAGGCGGGCGCUGUGCUGCAGUGGUUGGAGUCAAAGGAGCGGACGCUGUCGGAGCUGGAAGCCUCCUCUUCGCCCACCAAGACGGAGACCAUGCGGGCUCAGGCCGAGCACAACAAGGCAUUUCUGGCUGAAUUGGAACAGAAUUCUGGAAAGAUCCAGAAGGUAAAGGAAGCACUUUCUGGCUUGCUGGAGAAAUAUCCAGAUUCUCCAGAAGCAGCAAACUGGAAGAAGAUGCAGGAAGACCUGAACUGCAGGUGGGAACGCGCCAGCCAGGCGACGGCCGAGCGGCAGCAGAAGCUGGAGGAGUCAGCCAACCAGCUGGCCAGCUUCCAGGCGGCCGAGGCGCAGCUGCGGCCAUGGCUGAUGGAGAAGGAGCUGAUGAUGAGUGUGCUGGGACCCCUCUCCAUCGACCCCAACAUGCUGAACGCACAGAAGCAGCAGGUCCAGUUUAUGCUGAAGGAAUUUGAAUCUCGCAGACAACAGCACGAGCAGCUCAACCAGGCAGCUCAGAGCAUCCUCACUGGCCCCGGGGAUGUUUCCCCAUCCACCAACCAAGUGCGGGAGGAGCUCCAAGGGGUCAACCAGAAAUGGUCCGAGCUGACAGAACGCCUCAACUCCCGCUCCAGCCAAAUUGACCAAGCCAUAGUGAAGAGCACCCAGUACCAGGAGCUCCUCCAGGGCCUCUCCGAGAAGGUGAAGGCGGUCGGGCAGCGCCUGAGCAGCCAAUCUGCAGUCAGCACGCAGCCCGACGCCGUGAAGCAGCAGCUGGAGGAGACCAGCGAGAUCCGCUCGGACCUGGAGCAGCUGGAGGAGGAGAUUGCAGAGGCUCAGACGCUCUGUGACGACCUGUCUGUUCUGAUUGGGGAGCAGUACCUCAAAGAUGAGCUGCGGAAACGGCUUGAAACGGUGGCUCUUCCUCUCAAAGGACUGGAAGACCUGGCAGCCGACCGGAUGAACCGACUGCAGACCGCGCUUGCAAGUUCCCAGCAGUUCCAGCAUAUGUUUGAUGAACUCAGGGCCUGGCUCGAUGACAAACUGUGCCAGCAAGCUCGGAGCCAACCUAUUUCUGCUAGACUGGAGAGGCUCCAGAGCCAAAUUCAGGAGCAAGAGGAGUUCCAGAAGAGUCUCAACCAACACAGUGGCUCCUAUGAGAUGAUCGUGGCUGAGGGGGAAUCAUUGCUGCUUUCUGUCCAACCUGGGGAGGAGAAGACCGCUCUGCAAAACCAGCUGGUCAGCCUCAAAACACACUGGGAAGAGCUGAGCAAGCAGGCUGCCGACAGGCACUCCAAGCUGAAGGACUGCCUGCAGAAAGCCCACAAGUACCAGAGGCACACGGAGGACCUCCUGCCUUGGGUAGAGGACUGCAAGGCCAAGAUGUCGGAGCUGGAGGUGACGCUGGACCCGGUGCAGCUGGAGGCCACGCUGCUGCGCUCCAGGGCUCUGCUGAGCGAUGUGGAGAAGCGGCGCUCGGUGCUGGAGAUGCUGAACAGCGCCGCCGACAUCCUGAUCGACGCCUCGCAGAGCGACGAGGACGACAUCCGCGACGAGAAGGCUGCCAUCAACCAGGAGAUGGACGCCAUCACGGAGGAGCUGCAAGCCAAGACAGGCUCCAUCGACGAGAUGGCGCAGAGGCUCAAGGAGUUCCAGGAGAGCUUCAAGAACAUCGAGAAGAAGCUGGAAGGGGCCAAGCACCAGCUGGAGAUCUUCGAGGCUCUGGGGCCGCAAGCCUGCAGCAACAAGAACCUGGAGAAGCUGAGGGCGCAGCAGGAGGCGCUGCAGGCGCUGGAGCCGCAGGUGGAUUACCUGAAGCACUUCACACGAGGGCUGGUGGAAGACGCUCCCGAUGGGUCAGACUGCUCCCAGCUCCUGGGCCAAGCGGAGGUGGCUCAGGAAGAGUUCAAAGCAAUGAGGCAGAAAGUGAAUGACUGCUGCGUGCUGAUGGAAAACAAGCUGGAAGGGAUCGGCCAGUUCACGGGGCGGGUGAGGGAGAUGUUCUCGCAGCUGGCAGACCUCGACGAUGAGCUGGACGGAAUGGGGCCCACCGGGAGGGACGCCGACAGCCUGCAGUCCCAGGCAGAGGACGUUCGCACGUUCCUGGGCAAGCUGCAGGGGCUGAAGGCCGACAUCGAGGCUUCUGAAAGUGAAUGCAAGCAGAUGCUGGAGGAUGAGGGGAGCCCCGAUUUACUGGGGCUGAAACGUGAACUGGAGACGCUGAGCAAGCAGUGCAGCAAGCUGACCGAGAGGGGCAGGAGCCGACAGGAGCAGGUGGAGACCACGCUGGCACGCGUCGAGGACUUCUACAGCAGAUUGAAGGAGCUGAGCCACAUGGCGGCGGCGGCGGAGGAGAGCGAGGCUCUGCAGGGGGUGGUGGGCACCGAGGUUGAGACCAUCAACCAGCAGCUGGCCGACUUCAAGGUAGGUCCUUGUGCUGCAGCAUUUCUUACGUGGCUCUUUGUGUUUGAGGGCUGUCCUUUGGUGCUGUGGUCUUUUGGAUAGGACCGAUGUCUGCUGGGAAGGAGCAGGGAACCGAGCUGUUGUGGCUCCGUUGGUUUUUUUUUGCUAUGUUGGCAUUUUGGAUGCAGUAAAAUGCUGUUGCUUUGGAGGAUACAAAACCAACUGCUGGCCUUGAUAGUCUGCGCUGAAAAGAUGCAGUAAGAUUUUGGGACUGGGAGGAAAAAGGUCUUUUCCCACCUCUCCUUGCAGUGUGUAAUGGUGGGCCAGUGCCUCCUGGGCCUUUGGAGGUGGUUGAUUGUAGGUUUGGGGGAGGAAGGAAUGUGUUGGGAUGUUGGCAUAACCUGAGCAGGUCUUUCUACCUGGUGCACCGUUCCCACAUGUUGUUCACUUCUGGGAACACACGUGCAUCCAUUUCUUCUUGCCUUGGGUGCAAAUAAAGCCACAGAUAAACUGUGGCGGGUGGAAGACACACGGGGAGAGACACCAAGGCAAAGUUCACUUUGUUAGGUGGUUUUUGUGUUUCCAGCUAAGAGCUGCUAGGGACCACUGAGGCUUGCAUAAAAUACUUACAAAAGAGUUGGAGUGUGUUUGAGUACUGUAAUUUUUUAAACAGCAUUGUGGUGUUGGGUCAUGCUGUUAUUCUACGUUCAUUACAUUAACCUUCCUAGAGUUUUCUUGCUGUGAAACUCGUAUUGCUGAUGUGCUGAUGAUGGGCUGACUUACAUCU
Centrocercus urophasianus (Greater sage-grouse) is the source of this 16143-nucleotide messenger RNA. RefSeq names its product microtubule-actin cross-linking factor 1-like. NCBI's taxonomy places the organism in Eukaryota, Metazoa, Chordata, Aves, Galliformes, Phasianidae. The transcript has 57 exons. Bases 42 to 15458 code for a protein of 5138 amino acids. The record is from RefSeq and is a predicted model, not a curated record. Gene Ontology annotation, biological process: intermediate filament bundle assembly; wound healing; regulation of microtubule-based process. Gene Ontology annotation, cellular component: microtubule; keratin filament; cell junction. Gene Ontology annotation, molecular function: cadherin binding; keratin filament binding; structural molecule activity.